Messenger RNA from Lotus japonicus, 1678 nucleotides. RefSeq names its product mitochondrial carrier protein MTM1. The record is from RefSeq and is a predicted model, not a curated record. The transcript has 10 exons. Bases 146 to 1219 code for a protein of 357 amino acids. Gene Ontology annotation, biological process: mitochondrial transmembrane transport. NCBI's taxonomy places the organism in Eukaryota, Viridiplantae, Streptophyta, Magnoliopsida, Fabales, Fabaceae.
AUUAAGAGGAGAUAGAAUUCUGGAAUGUUUGGCGCCGCGCGCUAUCGAUAUCUUAUUCGAUUUUGCAAGCAUCUAUUCUAAUUCUAAUUCUAAUUCUAAUUCUAAUUCUAAUUGAGGGUGAAACCUAACAAUUCAAUUCAAUUCAAUGUCGCCGUCAACACACAAUUCCAAUUCCAAUUCCAAUUCCGACACCCAAUUGAGUAUCGGAGAGCGCGCUCUCUCCGCCGCCGGUGCCGCCUUCCUCUCCGCCAUCAUUGUCAAUCCCCUCGAUGUCGCCAAGACAAGGCUUCAAGCUCAGGCUGCUGGGGUUCCCUACCAACAACAUAUUUGUCCAUCUUUCCAAACUACUAACAUGGUGCCACCAGAUAUCAGAUGUCAUGCUACUACAUCUACAUCACCUUCUGCUCACCGCUAUAAAGGGACUCUAGAUGUCAUGUACAAAGUUAUUCGUCAGGAAGGAUUUACAAGAUUGUGGAGAGGCACAAAUGCAAGUUUGACAUUAGCUAUUCCAACCGUCGGAAUCUAUAUGCCUUGUUAUGAUAUCUUCCGCAACUCCAUGGAGGAGUUUACAACUCAGAAUGCUCCGAGUUUGACACCUUACGUUCCAUUAGUUGCAGGAUCACUUGCACGCUCGUUGGCUUGCAUUUCUUGUUAUCCUGUAGAACUUGCAAAGACUCGCAUGCAGGCAUUUAGAGUAGCCCAAAGUGACAAGGCUCCAGGGGUGUGGAAGACAUUGCUUGGAGUCAUCAAACCAGCCAAGGGCACAAGUAUUCUUCAAAGCUUACAUAGGUACAGAUUCUGGUGGACUGGCCUUGGAGCACAACUUUCUCGGGAUGUUCCAUACUCUGCAAUUUGCUGGUCAACCCUUGAGCCAAUAAGGAAAAGAAUUCUUGGCCUAGUGGAUGAUGAAGCAAGCGCAGCCACUAUCCUUGUGGCAAAUUUUUCUGCUGGGUUUGUUGCAGGAAUUUUAGCAUCUGCUGCCACAUGUCCACUUGAUGUGGCAAAAACUCGACGGCAGAUAGAGAAGGAUCCUCAACGGGCAUUAAAGAUGACAACAAGAACAACAUUGCUUGAGAUUUGGAGGGAUGGCGGAUUGAGGGGGCUAUUUACAGGUGUUGGUCCCCGUGUAGGUCGUGCUGGUCCAUCCGUUGGGAUAGUUGUCUCCUUUUACGAAGUUGUCAAGUAUGCCUUACGUGAUACACAUCCAAAUUCAGCAUAGGAGUUACUUUCAUUCAUCAUCCAGGCAUCCAGCCCUAUUUGCUGGAGGCUUCUAAUUCUUUUGUGAAGUUACUUAGCUUAAUAAUGGAUUGAGUCAAAGUCUCAGCUCCAUGCCCACAAUAUGUUCCUGACUUAGCAAGAGUCAGAGCUCAAGAAGCAACAGAACAUUUGUCUGUGAGUAUCUACUAAUAAGUAAUCACACUAUAGUUCAUCUUCAUUCCUAGUUUCCAUUUGGGUACACAAUGUGUACAUUUUACAUUUGUAACAUUAUAGGGAAAGUUAAUAAGUGCUAUUGCACUAAACAGCAAGGGGGUAAGCUUGCACAGAGAAAAUUGGUUUUUGUUUUCUCUGUUUUGGUAGGAAAAAAAUGGAACUCAAUUCCCACGAUUCAUGUAUUUUAUGAGUUAUUACAAACCCAAUUCAUUAAGUUAUAAGAUCUGUUAGUGAAUAUUAUAGACGA